Messenger RNA from Yamadazyma jaroonii, 1167 nucleotides. Lineage: Eukaryota; Fungi; Ascomycota; Pichiomycetes; Serinales; Debaryomycetaceae. The record is from the annotation of a GenBank genome assembly.
AUGUCUCAUAGAAAAUACGAACAACCAAGACACGGUUCCUUAGGAUUCUUACCAAAGAAAAGAGCUGCCAAACAAAGAGGUAGAGUUAAGUCAUUCCCAAAAGAUGUUAAAUCUAAACCAGUUUCAUUAACUGCUUUCUUAGGUUACAAAGCUGGUAUGACCACCAUUGUCAGAGAUUUAGACAGACCAGGUUCUAAAAUGCACAAAAGAGAAGUUGUUGAAGCUACCACCAUUGUUGAUACUCCACCUUUAGUCAUUGUUGGUGUUGUCGGUUACGUUGAAACUCCAAGAGGUUUAAGAUCAUUAACCACUGUUUGGUCUGAACACUUAAGUGAAGAAGUUAGAAGAAGAUUCUACAAAAACUGGUACAAAUCUAAAAAGAAGGCUUUUACCAAAUACUCAGCUAAAUACGCUAAAGAUUCAACUCAAGUUGAAAAAGAAUUGAAAAGAAUUGAAAAAUACGCUUCAGUUGUUAGAGUUUUAGCUCACACCCAAAUCAAGAAAACCCCAUUAUCUCAAAAGAAAGCUCACUUAGCUGAAAUUCAAGUUAACGGUGGUUCAAUCUCUGAUAAAGUUAACUGGGCCAAAGAACACUUUGAAAAAACCGUUUCAGUUGAUCAAGUUUUCGAACAAGAUGAAAUGAUUGAUGCUAUUGCUGUUACCAAAGGUCAUGGUUUCGAAGGUGUAACCCACAGAUGGGGAACCAAAAAAUUACCAAGAAAAACCCAUAGAGGUUUAAGAAAAGUUGCUUGUAUUGGUGCUUGGCAUCCAGCUAAUGUUAAUUGGACUGUUGCUAGAGCCGGUCAAAACGGUUACCACCACAGAACUUCAAUUAACCACAAGAUUUACAGAAUUGGUAAAGCUGAUGAUGAAUCUUCAGGUUCUACUGAAUACGAUAGAACUGUUAAAACCAUUAACCCAAUGGGUGGUUUCGUUAGAUACGGUUUAGUUAAAAACGAUUUCGUCUUAUUAAAAGGUUCUAUCCCAGGUACUAAAAAGAGAAUCAUUACCUUAAGAAAAUCUUUAUACACUUCUACUGCUAGAAGAGCUACUGAAAAAGUUCAAUUAAAAUGGAUUGAUACUGCUUCAAGAUUCGGUAAAGGUAGAUUCCAAACCCCAGCUGAAAAACAUGCUUUCAUGGGUACUUUAAAGAAAGAUUUAAAUUAG